UAUUUGAUAGUAUUAAUAUUCACUAAAAAUUGGGUGAAGAAAAAUAUUACGACGUCGGGACUGUCAAAAGAGUUUUAGUUUAAAAAAUUUAAAAUAAAAGGGACGGUCGUAAUCCAGUUCAGGCCAUUAUUUUUCUCUAAAAUAAGGAAAGGAAAUAGAUACAUCUAAGAUGGCAGAUAAAGCUUCUAAAUUUUUGGGAGGUCUGUUAGGCAAUAUCAGCUCGAGAUCUGCUUACUCCCAAAUAGCAAUUGGAACUUCAACCGGCUGGGUUACUGGAUACACAACAAUGAAAGUCGGGAAAUUCGCAGCUUUUGCUAUUGGUGGUGGUAUAAUACUCUUGGAAAUAGCUCAUCAAGAAGGCUAUGUGAAAAUUGAUUGGUCUAAAGUGACGAAAAAAAUUGAUAAAGUUUCAGGUAAUGUCGAACGAGCCAUUACUGCUCGAGAUCAAACAUGGAUGGACAAGGCCGAACGUUACGUUGAUCGUCAAUUGGAUCGUGCUGAAGAUAUUGUGAAGCAUAAAUCCGAUAAAGUUAAAAGAUGGUAUAGCAAUCUCAUUGGCGACGAAGAAGGUCCCAAAAUUAAUGAUUUGCACAUAUUUUUGACUGCCUUUGUCGGUGGUGUCGCUUUGGGUAUUGCGUGCGCUUAAAUUGCCUAUCGUUCAUUAUAUGUUAAAGUUAAUAAAAAACAUGAUAAGAAAUGUUAUAUGUGUAGUAUUAGAUAAUUCAUGUUUCAUCAGAAAAUCCCGCAAUAAAGCAUUACAUUACAGUACGUAUAAAACUUAUGCGAAACUUAUAUGUAAGCAAUAUACAUUCAAUUUCCAUUUUAGGGUAGUGUGACAUUUAAACAACAACAGCGUCAUCUUUCCUGAAAUAAAUUAAAUUCAUAAAUUAGAGAAAUUACGAAGAAUUUCAUCAAAAAUAUCAAUUUGUAUAAGUAAUUAUUUUGUAUUGAAAAGUCUUCUACUACAAAAUUAUAGCUAUAUGUACUUAUUCCCCAUCUAUAACGUAUAAAAAGCCCGCUCUAUA
Glossina fuscipes is the source of this 1025-nucleotide messenger RNA. Its product is annotated as FUN14 domain-containing protein 1. The record is from RefSeq and is a predicted model, not a curated record. Lineage: Eukaryota; Metazoa; Arthropoda; Insecta; Diptera; Glossinidae. Gene Ontology annotation, biological process: autophagy of mitochondrion. The transcript is spliced from 3 exons. The coding region runs from base 170 to 646 and encodes 158 amino acids. Gene Ontology annotation, cellular component: mitochondrial outer membrane.